AUGCCUCCGAUCAUCCACUGUGUUCGCCACGCCCAAGGCGUGCACAACCUCACCACCGCCAACCACGUCAUCCCAGACCCGCUCCUCACAGACCUCGGCCAUGAACAAUGCCGCAAGCUGCGCGAGAACUUCCCCCACCACGCCCAGGUUGAGCUGGUGACCGCGUCGCCGCUCCGGCGCACCAUCUACACGGCGCUUGAGAGCUUCGAGCCUGUGUUUGAGGUACACCCGGAUUUGAAGCUGAUCGCCCUGCCCGAUGUGCAGGAGACUUCGGACGUGGCGUGCGAUACGGGGAGUGAGCCUUCGGCUUUGCGACGGGAGUUUGAGGGGCAGCCGGUUGAUUUGGAGCUGGUACAGGAGGGCUGGAAUAACAAUAAAGAUCGCUAUGCACCCACCAACAAGGCUCUUAAACUUCGUGCUCGCGCAGCGCGCCGCUGGCUGAAAGCUCGGCCCGAGAAGGAGAUUGUCGUAGUGACGCACGGCGGCUUCUUGCACUAUUUCACCGAGGACUGGGAAGACAGCAGUCAAUACCAGGGCACCGGCUGGACCAACACCGAAUACCGCACUUUUGAAUUCUCGGACGAGGUCCACAAGGACGAUCUGGAAGGCUUUGAGCUGGACGACGACAAUGCCUCGCUCGUUGAGACCAUCGAGUCACGACACCGCCGCGGCAAGGACGGGCCCACCCCGAACCGCGAGCAGCAGAGAUCGCUGUACAAACUCGGCACCCAGGGCUGGGAUGAUCAGGGCUUGCAGCUCAGCACGGCGGACCGCGAGGCCGCCAAGGUGCCGGCCGGCAAGGAGGUCGAGGGUGUGCGGGUAUGA
This is a messenger RNA of Penicillium alfredii, 825 nucleotides long. RefSeq lists its product as uncharacterized. The transcript has 4 exons. Bases 1 to 825 code for a protein of 274 amino acids. Gene Ontology annotation, cellular component: cytoplasm. Lineage: Eukaryota; Fungi; Ascomycota; Eurotiomycetes; Eurotiales; Aspergillaceae. Gene Ontology annotation, molecular function: phosphatase activity. The record is from RefSeq and is a predicted model, not a curated record.